This is a messenger RNA of Colletotrichum tamarilloi, 462 nucleotides long. RefSeq lists its product as uncharacterized. NCBI's taxonomy places the organism in Eukaryota, Fungi, Ascomycota, Sordariomycetes, Glomerellales, Glomerellaceae. The record is from RefSeq and is a predicted model, not a curated record. Bases 1 to 462 code for a protein of 153 amino acids. The transcript is spliced from 2 exons.
AUGAUGGGAUGUCAAAGUCACCAACCAGCAAGACUGUCAGACACGGUCUAUUCGGAGGCCGAAGUGAACGCCGGAACGGUCACCCACGGAGAUGAAGAUGGAGAUGGAAACACCAGGGAUCAUGGCAAGACGGUAACAUUACGAAGGAUUCGGCAUCAUCCGUACCGUCUAGGCGACAACGAAAGAGAGUUUGUGUUUGAGCUGCACCAGGUACGGGUCCCUGCAGGGGAAAGGACGGCCUGGCCUGCCACGCCUGGCUCAACUGAGCACAAGUCUCCAGCCUCCCAAGAGGCUAUCGUAGCCGAUCCAAAGUACGAGCAGGCCCCAGCGCGUGCCGCCGUCGCUGCCGCGCCGCGUAGCGUGGCGCCAAUCGCAUCCAGAAGAAUUCUCGCUGAUAUUCUGGUGCCUCCGUCCUUUGCACCUACAUACCGGAGCUUCACGUUUGCAUCACUUUCACUUUGA